Messenger RNA from Lepisosteus oculatus (spotted gar), 3538 nucleotides. RefSeq names its product midline 2 (gene mid2). Gene Ontology annotation, biological process: protein localization to microtubule. The record is from RefSeq and is a predicted model, not a curated record. Gene Ontology annotation, cellular component: microtubule. NCBI's taxonomy places the organism in Eukaryota, Metazoa, Chordata, Actinopteri, Semionotiformes, Lepisosteidae. Gene Ontology annotation, molecular function: microtubule binding; zinc ion binding.
UCUGUCGCCUUUGCUUUUCCUUUUGCAUGGGUGGGAGGAGCCGGUUUCCUGCGAUUGUCUGUCUCUUUUUUUUUCUCUGAAGUUGCAUAUUCAAAACCUUAGCCUUUUCACUGAGCAGCCAGUGUUUGUGCUGCUAACCAGCAGAUCAGCAGUCAGACUUGUUCUUGCUACGCCACACGGAGACUGCGUUUGUGUUGCUUUCCUUCCUGGCUAGGAGCUCUCCUUCACUGCGUUUUUCUCCAGGCUUCAAAGAUGACAGGGGAAAGGAUUGUUUGGCAUAGUAAGCUGUCAUUGUUUAAGGCAGACACUGCUACAGAUGCAGCCAAUCAAAAGGCGUGAUACAAACCCGUACUGCACACAACUAUUACUGUCAUACCGCGAUGCAGCCAUUCAAAGUGCGCGGCACAGACACGUACCACGCAUAAUUGGCGAUGCGCGAGGACGCAAAAUACCGUGGUAGCUAGCCAGCUUCUGUGGGAUAUGAUGUCAUCUCUACAUUGGUUCAAUUGAAGAUGGAAACACUGGAGCCGGAGCUAACCUGCCCAAUUUGUCUGGAGUUAUUUGAAGACCCUCUGCUGCUGCCCUGUGCCCAUAGCCUUUGCUUUAACUGUGCCCACCAUAUCCUGGUGUCUCACUGCUCUACCAACUGGCUCGUUGAGUCCAUUUCUGCCUUCCAGUGCCCUACUUGCCAUUACAUCAUUACACUUAAUUGUCGUGGCCUGGAGGGGCUGGAGCGCAAUGUUACCCUGCAGAAUAUUAUUGACCACUUCCAGAAAGCUUGUCUGAGCAGACCCAGAUUCCCUAGUAAGAGCCACGGUGAGCUCCCCUACAGUACCCAAGGCAGCACCACCACCAAUAUGUCACUCGAGCGCAUUGGCUGUCAGUUUUGUGAGCAAGAUCCGCCUCGUGAGGCCGUUAAGACUUGUGUCACCUGUGAGGUGUCGUACUGUGACCGCUGCUUACGGGCUACACACCCCAACAAGAAACCUUUCACCAGCCAUCGGUUGGUAGAACCUGUGCCCGACACCCACCUGCGUGGGCUCACAUGCUUGGAACAUGAAAAUGAGAAAGUCAAUAUGUACUGCAUUGCCGAUGAUCAGCUUAUAUGUGCCUUGUGUAAGCUGGUGGGCCGACACAGAGAGCACCAGGUGUCCUCAUUGAGUGAACGCUAUGACAAACUCAAACAAACUCUGGAAAACAAUCUUACAAACUUGGUGAAAAGAAACACUGAGUUAGAAAAUCAGAUGGCCAAGCUCAUUCAAAUCUGUCAACAGGUAGAGGUGAACACAGCUGUGCAUGAAGCCAAGCUGGUGGAGGAAUGUGAUGAGCUGGUGGAAAUUAUCCGGCAAAGGAAACAAGUCAUUUCUGUGAAAAUCAAGGAGUCAAAGGUGAUGAAGCUCCGUAAACUGGCACAGCAGAUUGCCAACUGCCGUCAGUGUCUGGAACGUUCAAGUGCACUCAUCAUUCAGGCAGAGCACAGCCUAAAAGAAAAUGACCAUGCCCGCUUCCUGCAAACAGCCAAGAAUGUAGCUGAAAGAGUUGCCAUGGCAACAGCAUCCUCUCAGGUCUUGAUACCAGAUGUCAAUCUGAAUGAGGCCUUUGACAACUUCGCUCUCGAUUUUUCCAGAGAAAAGAAACUUCUAGGAGGGCUAGAUUACUUAACAGCACCUAACCCUCCCUCUAUUCGAGAAGAGCUCUGUACAGCCUCCCAUGACACCAUCACAGUCCACUGGACUUCUGAAGAUGAAUUCAGUGUCAGUUCAUAUGAACUACAGUACACUAUCUGUACUGGCCAAGCUAACUUCAUCAGUUUAUACAACUCUGUUGACAGCUGGAUGAUUGUCCCCAACAUCAAACAGAACCACUACACAGUGCAUGGGCUGCAGAGUGGCACACGUUAUGUUUUUUUUGUCAAGGCUAUAAACCAAGCUGGCAGCCGAAACAGUGAGCCUGCCAGGCUCAAGACCAACAGUCAGCCUUUCAAGUUGGAUCCCAAAACAGCCCACAAGAAAUUACGCCUGUCAAAUGACUGCUUGACAAUGGAGAAAGAUGAAAGCUCACUGAAGAAGAGUCACACACCAGAGCGGUUCAGCAGCACUGGAUCCUAUGGAGCAGCUGGAAAUGUCUUCAUUGACAGUGGCUGUCAUUACUGGGAGGUCCUACUGGGAACCUGUACACUGUAUGCAGCUGGUGUGGCUUAUAAAUCAGCCCCAAAGAAUGAGUGGAAUGGGAAGAACUCCUCCUCUUGGGUGUUCGCACGUUGCAAUAACAACUUUACUGUUCGGCACAACAGCAAGGAGAUGCUUGUAGAUGCAAGCCUACAGCUAAGGAGACUGGGCAUACUCUUGGACUAUGACAACAAUAUCUUGUCUUUCUAUGAUGCUAUGAAUUCCCAGCAUCUACACACCUUUGACAUCUCCUUCAUUCUACCAGUGGUGCCCACCUUUAUGAUCUGGAACAAAUCUGUAAUGAUAAUGUCUGGCCUUCCAGUACCAGACUUCGUAGACUGUACAGAGCAGCAGGAAUGCAUCUGUAGAUCUCAGGAAUCACCUUAUGUUUCAGGAAUGAAAGCUUGUCACUAAGGCUAAAAGACACAUUUAAUAUUAAAUUUCUGGGUCAUUGGCUAUUUUCAAACCACUGGAACACUGCAUAAACAUAUGCCAUUUAAUCAUAAAUAUAUAUAAAAAAACAUUUUGGUAGCAUAACGUUCACUUUCACAGCAUGUGACUUAUAUGACAUGACUACUAGUCUUGUAUAGUAUAAUCAAUGAGAACAAGUCAAUUAUUUAUGGAUAUUAAGGUGGAUUUCUUCUUUGUAGAUUGGUUGUUUUCAUAAUGCAUAUUUUGGUUAUUUUUUCCAUGUGUAAAAUGGAAAGGGGUUGUAUUUGUAAGUAAAUUUAAGUAGAAUACAGAUGCUUUAUCUAACAGAGAAACUGAUAGAAUUUGAUGUUUCUAACAUUUAAAAGGUGGGUACAUUUUAUCCUUUGACUACAAAAAUGAAACGCCAAAUGUUAUAAUUCCAAGACAGAAGAAUUAAGAAACUCUUAAAAGUCUAUUGUAAGAAAUUAGUUUAGAUUGCGUUGCAUGAUUUUAACAAUUUUAUAACACAUGUAUAUAGUUAUUCUUGGAUUCCUUUUUCAGUAGUGAUAAAACAUGAUAGACACUGAGAGUUAUGUUCAAUGGAAAAACUACCAUUUGGUUUUGCACAACAAUCCACUCAUUGGAAACCUAUCAGAUACUAUAUUUCACGUUCUUUAGAUGUGUAACAAAGAUCUCUUUUACUUUUUUCCAUUCAUGACUGCUGUUUCCAGAUAUAAGUGAAAUCAAGAAAUCACAAAGAACAACAUACAGACUUACAGGAUAACAAUCCCUGCAAGCUGAAGAAGUUUUCUUUUCUACCAAUCUAGAACCUUGUUUUUGGAUCUUUACACUGAAAUUUUCCUCAUUAGAAGGAAGCAUGCAAGAUGGAAACCUAUUAAGAUUAAGAUGUCCAAUUACAGAUGCAGCCAUUCAAAACGGGUGGGGUAUUUCGCGGUACA